Messenger RNA from Manis pentadactyla (Chinese pangolin), 2076 nucleotides. Its product is annotated as NUT family member 2B-like. Bases 1 to 2076 code for a protein of 691 amino acids. NCBI's taxonomy places the organism in Eukaryota, Metazoa, Chordata, Mammalia, Pholidota, Manidae. The transcript has 8 exons. The record is from RefSeq and is a predicted model, not a curated record.
AUGAGUGCCCUGCGGCUCACGGGCUGUGCGUUUCCAGUGCCGGGCCCGCAGGGGACCGUCAACCUUGGCACCUUCGUGUCAUCUUUCACAGUGAUGCCGUCAGCCCCUCCCGUCCUCGGCCCGCCACACUGGGCCCCCUGGCAGCAGCACCCACCGAACAUCCUGGGCCCAGUGUUGCCCCCAGGAAGCACCCUGGUGCUGCCGACUCUUCCCAGCACGCCGUUGGUGGCAGCACAGGCCAGCUGUGGCCCAGGCUGGCCCGGGGCCUGCAACGUCACUGUGCACUUCCUGGCGGCCUCGGGAGUGAAGACCAUCCUGCCCGCCCCUCCUGCCUGGAGCACCCAGGCUAGCGAUGAAGGCUGGUCCCUGCACCGUCCACCUCGAGCUGCAGUGCCAGCUGCCCAGCUGGCCUCUGGCGGGCUCCCAGCAUUGGCCAGUCCUUGUCCACCUGGGGCCGCUAGGAACAGCGGCCCGGCCUGCUCGCAGCCCACCGCCUCGCCCGGGAACGCCUGCCACCGCACCAGCGUGAACGAAAAGUUCCGGCGCUGGCAGCACUGCAAGCCCCUGGCCCGCAGGCACCUGCCCCAGAGUCCCGAUGCGGAGGCACUGUCCUGCUUCCUCAUCCCAGUGCUUCGGACCCUGGCCCGCCGGAACCCCACCAUGACCCGGGAGGAGGUCCUGCAGCGGGGCGUGCAGAAGUGGCAUUGUCUAAGCAAGUCAGAGCGCAGCAUCUACUAUGUGAUGGCGGGAAGGUUCAUGGAGUUCGAGGCCGAGGAGGCGAGGCAAUGUCAGAACGCACAGUGGAUGAAGGCGGCGCAGGGCGUGCCUCAUCCAGCACCCCUCAGGCCUGUUCCUCGGGCGCCCUCAGCCCCAGAGCGGGGCCAGAAGCGAGCACGCAUCCGCGAGAAGGCCAGCGCCGGGGCCCAGUCCGCCAACGCCCAGCCACCGCGAUGCCGGCAGAGCCCGCACACCGAGGCGCCGACGGAGAUCCCCCUCGAGGCCGUGGCAGAGGGCCUGGAGAUCAUGGAGGGGCUGCUGGGGCCCAGCGGCCCAACUCAGGGGCUGCCCGGUGAAGAACGUGGGGAGGAUAGCUCCAAGCCGCCACAGGGAGAGGAGGGCGUCUAUCCAGACGCGGGUCUCCUGACCUACAUCAAUGAGCUUUGUGCCCAGGGAGACUUUCUCAACAAGGCGGACGCAGUUCUGCACCCACGCUUCCUGGCGGAGUUGCCCUGCCCGGAAGCCCAGCUGGAUCUCUUGGCCCUCGCUGAGGAGCUGGAGCAGGAGGAAGGACUGUCUUUGGCACAGCUGGAGCAGAAGCGACUCCUGGAACUGAAGCAGGAGGAGGGUGUGCAGGCCCCCGCGAGUCACGGCACACCCCGACUGGACUCAAGGCCUUCUGGGUCUGAGGCCGGCCAGGAUCCCCAGAGGCACGGCCACGGCCCCCAGCUAGGGGCCAGCGACCAAGCCUGCCCACCAGAGUCUGGUUGCGGGCAGCGCCAGGCGCACAGCCGAGGAGACGCUGGCGUGUGGAGGCCCGAAGCCUUCGCUGCCUCUCCAGGACGCCAGGAGCCCCCUCCCCUGAAGGCUGGCUGGCGGCCCCAUGCCCCCCAGGCUCGGUGCCGCACUUCGCCCAGCCUGGGGCCCAGGCUCGCCACUGCUCCGGGAGAGACCUGUCCUGCUCGGGAGCCCCUGGGGCCCACGGGCAGGCCCAGUGAGGGCGAGGAGGAGCUCCCCAGCCUGGCCUUCCUCCUGGCAUCUCAGCACACACUGCCAUCCUGGGGACUGCCCCAGAGUCCUACUCCAGGCUCAGACCUCCUCCGCCCUGGAGUACCCCAGGCCCGCUCUCCCCAGAAGCCGGGCCUCAGCCCCGCUGGCCCUCCAGCUGGCAAGGCCAGCAGUCGGGCCCCGUGUGCAGGCCCAGCCCCUGCUGGGAAGACACCCCUGCCAGGGGCCAGCCUCGGGGUCGCUGGGGGACCAGCCUUGGCUCUGGGGCUGGGCUGCCCCUCACAGCCCCGGAAGAGAAGGGGGGACCCUUUUGGCACAGGGAAGGGUAGGAAGCGGCCCUGCAGCCAGUAG